AGAAAACCUAAAACCGCGUUAAUUCCCCUCUAGAUUCGGGGAGUUCUAAUUAUUCGCGAAGGUUUCGUUUUGGCGUUUGUGAAAUGUCAUGGUACAAUAUUAGCAUUACUGCUGCUAUAGUUUCCUUUGGUGGGGUUUUUGUUUCAGUUUGGAUUAUCCGAAGAUGGAAGGCUCUAAAUUACUUACAAACUUUUGGAAUUGUAUGCCCAAAUAAAGCUCAUUUUAUCUAUGGCAAUCUUCAUGAUCUACGGUGGUCAAAAAAUGAAAGCAUCCAAGAGAAGCAAACAGAGUGGCUCAAUAAACAUGGCAAAGUUGUUGGUUAUUACAUGGGCUUAAAACCAAGGAUCUUGGGCGAUCUUGAUAUCUUAAGAGAAGUGCUCAUCAAACAUGUAAACAUUUUCACCAAUAGGCCAGAUGUCCCUCGUGGCAUGCCAACACUAGUAUCACUGAGGGAUGGAAGGUGGAAAGAAGUUAGACAUAUUUUAACUCCAACAUUCAGUCUCCUGAAAUUGAAAUCAAUGUUUCGUACAAUAAACGAAUGUGCGGAAUUAUUCAUCGAUAUUCUGAAAGAAGAUUCGGACCCUUCGAAAGAUUUGGAAAUUUACGAGCCUCUGCAAGGUCUCACGCUCGAUGUGAUCAGCCGGUGCGCUCUUGCGCUGCAACUUGACUGCCAAAAAAAUCCUCAGGAUAAAAUCCUUGAAGCCGUUCGAAAAUUUUUUCGUCUUGAUCUGAGUAGAAUUAUUGUCAUGCUUGUCUGCUUUCCAGGACUACGUUCUUUCUUCCGCAUGCUUUUUCGUUUUGCACCAUCUAACAAACUAAUCGCUUUUGUCCUGAGCCACGUACGGCUUGUCGUUGCUCGACGCCGUGAAGCUAAAGAGGCUCCAGUUUUUAUUGACGCCCUGCACUUGCUCUUAGAAGCUUCAGAGGGUAAACAUGUCGAGCCUGAAUCAGGAAGCCAGGCAGUAGGACUAUUGAACGAUGAUGAAAUAGCGUGGAACGCUUGUGUUUUCCUUUUAGCCGGUUAUGAAACUACUUCAACUGCGCUAGCAUACAUUACCUAUUGCCUCAGUCUUCAUCCAGAAAUCCAGGAAAGAAUUCACACCGAAAUUAUCGAAAAAAUCGGACCUGAUUCAUCGACGCUUGGCUACGAUGAAGUUUCCAAACUCCAAUAUUUGGAACUUGCUAUUCAGGAAUCUCUUCGUCUGUUCCCUCCAGUACCUCUGUUUGUUGCACGAGAGUGUAAAGAAACGACUACCAUAAAAGGAGUGACUAUCCCCGUGGAUUGUGCUGUGGACGUCCCUGUGUGGAGCAUCCAUCAUGAUCCAGAACUGUGGCCGGAGCCCGAAACUUUCGACCCACUUAGACAUUUACCUGAAGAGAAGACAGGGCGACAUCCAUUAGCAUUUUUACCUUUCGGCGCUGGUCCGCGUAAUUGCAUUGGAGGGCGAUUUGCCAUGCUUGAAAUGAAAUGCACAAUCGCAAAUCUUGUGCGCAGCUUCGUCAUCAAGGCGAGUGAGAAGAAUUCUGUUCCAUUGUCAACAGUGGUGAGAACAACAAUAAUGAAUCCCACGGAUGAGCCUCUUGUGAAGAAGAGUGAAACGAAGCUAAAAAUGGAGAACGCGAAGGCACCGAAUACGUACGACGAAAUCGCUGCUCAAGUUCAGGAAAUCCAAUCAAGGAGCAAGGUAGAUAUAUCUGAAAAAGAUCGGAUCGGGUUUGGCGAAUCAGGCAUUUUUGAUUCAGAAAUCUAUGGUGAAGUUCAAAGUCGAUUUGAUGGAUAUGUGACUUCAAUUGCAACAAAUGAUGAAGUUGAAGAAGAAGACUAUGAUGGAGGAGUUACAACUGGAGGGCGCCAAACCUUUACAGCUCCCGCUGCCAUACUCAAUGAAGUGGCAGGAGAAGAUUUUGACCCAUUUGCUGAGCAUCGACGACCAACUAUUGCAGACAGGGAAGAUGAAUAUAGAGCAAAACGAAGGAAGAUGGUUAUUUCACCGGAGCGUGUUGAUCCCUUUGCUGAAGGCGGUAAAACUCCAGACGUAGGGUCUCGCACGUACGCACACAUCAUUCGUGAACAGCAGUUGCGCGCAGAAGAACAAGAGGUUCGGCGUAAGCUUGCUGACAAGGCCAAGGAUGGUACUUUGAAAGCUGUAUCAAUCCCAUCAAAUGGCGAAGGAACCGAAGCACCAAGGAAACGUGCGGCGCGCUGGGACCAAACAGGUGAAGGCGAUACAGGUCCAGCGGCCACUCCAGUUGUUGCACCAACAGUUCCAACGGUUAAGAAGAAGACUUGGGAAGUUGAAACGCCAGCCGUAGCUCGUUGGGAUGAAACACCUGCGCGCUCUAAGGGUUCAGAAACGCCAGCAGCCGGAGGAGUCACACCUGGAAGUCGUUUGUGGGAUGCUACGCCGGGGCAUGACGAUUCGCGCAAAAGGAAUCGUUGGGAUGAAACACCUAAAACAGAAAGAGCUGGAGAAUUCACCCCCGGUUUUGGUUCCGGUUGGGCCGAAACACCCAGGACAGACCGCGGUGGGGACACAAUUCAGGAGACACCUACUCCGUCGGCAUCAAAACGUCGCAGUCGUUGGGAUGAAACACCAGCCAAUUCCAGUGCUACACCGUCCGGUGGAAUGACCCCACAAACUCCUUCGUUAUCUGGAGCCAUGACUCCAAGAAUGACCCCUGGUGGAGCUACCCCCAUCGGACAAAAAGCAAUGGCCAUGGCCACCCCGACCCCCGGUCAUCUUGUUACAAUGACUCCGGAGCAACUUCAGGCUUACCGGUGGGAGAGAGAAAUCGAUGAAAGAAACCGCCCGAUUGGGGACGAUGAACUGGAUGGCAUGUUUCCUGAAGGUUACAAAGUUUUGCCUCCACCAGCUGGAUACAUUCCUCUGCGCACUCCCGCCCGCAAGUUGACUGCGACUCCCACACCAUUAGCUGGUGCCAACUCUGGUUUUUAUAUGCAGCAAGAAGAUAAAACUGCAUCGAAAUAUAUGGAUACACAACCCAAAGGAGGAAAUUUGCCAUUUUUGAAACCAGAAGAUGCACAGUAUUUCGAUAAGCUCUUGAUCGAUGUUGACGAAGAUUCGUUAAGUCCAGAGGAACUAAAAGAACGAAAAAUUAUGACCCUUCUUCUGAAAAUUAAAAAUGGCACACCGCCCAUGCGUAAAUCAGCGCUUCGACAAAUCACGGAUAAGGCUAGGGAAUUCGGUGCGGGACCACUUUUCAACCAAAUUCUUCCCCUACUGAUGUCUCCAACUCUCGAAGAUCAAGAGCGACAUUUGCUUGUGAAAGUUAUUGACCGUAUUUUGUACAAAUUGGAUGACUUGGUCCGCCCUUACGUCCACAAAAUUCUCGUCGUCAUUGAACCACUUCUGAUUGACGAAGACUAUUACGCCCGUGUCGAAGGCCGAGAGAUUAUUUCCAACUUGGCUAAAGCAGCUGGUCUAGCCACUAUGAUUUCUACUAUGAGACCAGAUAUCGAUAAUAUCGAUGAAUACGUGCGUAACACGACAGCAAGAGCUUUUGCAGUAGUAGCUUCUGCUUUAGGAAUUCCUUCACUACUUCCGUUCCUUAAGGCUGUAUGUAAGAGUAAGAAGUCUUGGCAAGCACGCCACACUGGCAUCAAAAUUGUUCAGCAAAUUGCCAUUCUGAUGGGCUGUGCCAUCUUACCUCACCUGCGAAAUUUGGUCGAGAUCAUUGAACAUGGCUUGGUGGAUGAGCAGCAGAAGGUUCGUACCAUAACGGCUUUGUCGAUUGCCGCGUUGGCCGAAGCCGCUACCCCGUACGGUAUUGAGAGCUUUGACUCCGUGCUAAAACCUCUUUGGAAAGGUAUACGAACCCAUCGUGGUAAAGGAUUGGCUGCUUUCCUUAAGGCCAUUGGUUACUUGAUUCCACUCAUGGAUGCGGAAUAUGCCAAUUAUUACACUCGUGAAGUGAUGUUGAUUUUAAUUCGUGAGUUUCAGUCACCUGACGAGGAAAUGAAAAAAAUUGUGCUUAAAGUGGUGAAACAGUGUUGCGCGACUGAUGGUGUUGAACCCCAAUACAUCAAGACGGAAAUUCUACCACACUUCUUCAAGAGUUUCUGGAAUCACAGGAUGGCGUUAGACAGACGUAAUUAUCGACAACUAGUUGACACGACAGUAGAAAUUGCCAAUCGUGUUGGUGCAGCUGAAAUUAUCGGUCGUGUGGUUGAUGAUUUGAAGGAUGAAAAUGAACAAUAUCGUAAAAUGGUCAUGGAAACCGUAGAGAAGAUCAUGGGUAACCUUGGUGCCGCUGAUAUUGACGCUCGCUUGGAAGAGCAGCUCAUAGACGGCAUUCUGUACGCCUUCCAGGAACAGACGACAGAAGAUGUAGUUAUGUUGAAUGGAUUUGGUACAAUAGUAAACUCACUCUCCAAAAGAGUGAAGCCGUACCUGCCACAAAUUUGUGGUACUAUCUUAUGGCGUUUAAACAACAAAUCUGCGAAAGUUAGACAGCAAGCGGCAGAUUUGAUUAGCCGUAUUGCUGCAGUUAUGAAAACUUGUCAGGAAGAAAAACUUAUGGGACAUUUGGGAGUUGUUCUCUAUGAAUACCUCGGCGAAGAAUAUCCCGAAGUUUUGGGUUCUAUUCUGGCUGCCCUUAAAGCCAUCGUUAACGUUAUUGGAAUGCACAAGAUGACACCGCCAAUCAAAGACCUCCUUCCUCGAUUGACACCGAUCUUGAAGAAUCGGCAUGAAAAAGUGCAAGAGAAUUGUAUCGAUUUAGUUGGGCGUAUUGCCGAUCGUGGACCAGAGUAUGUUUCGGCCCGAGAAUGGAUGCGUAUCUGUUUCGAACUUCUGGAACUGCUAAAAGCUCACAAGAAAGCCAUUCGACGGGCUACAGUCAACACCUUCGGUUAUAUCGCCAAAGCCAUUGGUCCACAUGAUGUACUGGCUACCCUUCUUAACAACCUGAAAGUACAAGAACGUCAGAACCGUGUCUGUACCACCGUUGCUAUUGCCAUUGUGGCCGAAACUUGUUCGCCAUUCACUGUCCUUCCGGGUCUUAUGAACGAGUAUCGAGUUCCGGAGCUUAACGUUCAAAACGGUGUUCUGAAGUCAAUGUCCUUUUUGUUCGAAUAUAUCGGCGAAAUGGGCAAAGAUUACAUUUACUCCGUUACUUCGCUUUUAGAAGACGCUUUGAUGGAUCGAGAUUUGGUUCAUCGGCAAACUGCUUGUGCGGCUAUCAAACACAUGGCGUUGGGUGUUUUCGGCUUCGGUUGUGAAGACGCCCUGACCCAUCUUCUGAACUAUGUUUGGCCCAACAUUUUCGAAACUUCCCCACAUUUGGUUCAAGCUUUUAUGGAUGCAGUUGAGGGUAUGAGAGUAGCGCUGGGUCCAAUAAAAGUUCUGCAGUACGCAUUACAGGGUUUAUUCCAUCCCGCACGGAAAGUUCGUGACGUAUAUUGGAAGAUUUACAACUCACUUUACAUUGGAGGUCAAGAUUCUCUGGUGUGUGGGUACCCGCGAGUAGCCAACGAAGGGAAGAAUUCUUUUAUCCGUUAUGAACUCGAUUAUGUCUUGUAAUUCUUUGCUGUACUACAUUUUACACAAGUUUCAUGUCCUGAUUUAAAAAAUAAACUCACUUAAGCCGUCGGAA
Daphnia carinata is the source of this 5616-nucleotide messenger RNA. It is a transcript of the gene Sf3b1, whose product is annotated as splicing factor 3B subunit 1-like. Lineage: Eukaryota; Metazoa; Arthropoda; Branchiopoda; Diplostraca; Daphniidae. Gene Ontology annotation, molecular function: oxidoreductase activity, acting on paired donors, with incorporation or reduction of molecular oxygen; iron ion binding; heme binding. Gene Ontology annotation, cellular component: U2 snRNP; U12-type spliceosomal complex; U2-type prespliceosome. Gene Ontology annotation, biological process: spliceosomal complex assembly. The record is from RefSeq and is a predicted model, not a curated record.